AUGUUGCCACCUGGAGGAUCAAUGGAGAUUGUUUUCUCUUUUGAUACAACUGGAUCCAUGGGGGAGUGUCUCGUUGAGGCCACAAACAAUAUUCAGACUAUAGUGAAGCGACUUCAAACUGACAUACCUGGAAUUAGAAUGGCAGUGUUUGCUCAUGCUGAUUACUGCAACCAUAAUGACUAUGUAACGAAAUACAUUGAUUUUACAACCGACAUAACAAAAAUCACCGACUUUGUAAAAGAAGCCGCAAGGCCUACAGGUGGCGGUGAUUUAGAUGAGUGUUAUGAACUGGUAUUAAGACAAGUGAGAGAAGAAUUAUCAUGGACACCAGGGUCUAAGAGAUCGCUGGUCUUAAUUGGUGAUGCCAAUCCCCAUGAACCAAAUUAUCGAAAUAACACCCUUAACAUAAAUUGGAGGGACGAAGCUGAUCAUCUUGGAAAAAUGGGAGUAAAGAUAUAUGCAACUGAAUGUCGUCCAAACAGUUUUAACAAAUCUUCAAAGUUCUACAAAACGUUAGCGGGGAAAACUGGUGGCCAUCAUUUACAAUUACAAGACUUCUCCAAUAUUUUUGAUUUUUUGAUGGCAGUAGCAUACCGAGAAGAAGGAGAUGAGCUGUUUCUUAAUUAUGAAAGUGAAGUGAGAGAACGGCGUGGGGCAAUGUUAGAUAAUGAUUUAGACACCUUAUUUACAAAAUUAAGACGUGAUGACACUUUUACCUUACCCGAUAGUACAGACACGUCUUGUGAAGUUAGAAAAGCUAGGAAAAGAAAAGGGGAUACAUCCACGGGAAAGGUGAAAACGGCUAAAAAAGUAAAACUGGCGAUUACGACACCUUAUAAGAAAUCAACAGCAGAAACUCGUAGAAAUAUAAAAAAGUUUGGUAUUUUACAGAAUAAAGCUGACACGUCUCUUUUGAGGAGAGAAAUGGUUCCUGAAAAUAAUUUCAUCCUCAACGACAAGAACUGGUCGCAAUGGCAAAAAGUUAUUUGCAAAGACAAUUCUUUAUCUAGUAAUAAUAAUUGGUCGUAUAAUGGUGAACACUACAAGAAGAAAAUUGUUUUCCCUACACAUCCCGAGAAACCCGCUAUGUUUGAAUUUGCGGUGCAGACGAAGCCUAGAGCAAGACGUUACGUGGUGUACAAUAAAAUGGCACAUCGUAUAACAGAAAGGUGGUGGAAUAGAUUGUUUUGUGAAAGUGAUAUUAAAUCUCAAAUUCGUAGUAUUACUAACAGAGGUUACUCACUAUUUGUUAGAAGACUAUUGUUAGAAUCCGAUAAAAAACAGAGAGAGACAAUACAAGCUUUAAGACGUUAUGACUAUUCUUGGAGAAAAGUGCGGAAUCAAAGAAUUCACCAUAGACAUGUUGCAAUCGGAUCUCAAAUCAUUUCAGACGGCUCUCUUUGA
Messenger RNA from Lottia gigantea (owl limpet), 1404 nucleotides. RefSeq lists its product as hypothetical. The record is from RefSeq and is a predicted model, not a curated record. Bases 1 to 1404 code for a protein of 467 amino acids. The transcript is spliced from 3 exons. NCBI's taxonomy places the organism in Eukaryota, Metazoa, Mollusca, Gastropoda, Lottiidae.